Eruca vesicaria subsp. sativa (arugula) is the source of this 990-nucleotide messenger RNA. NCBI's taxonomy places the organism in Eukaryota, Viridiplantae, Streptophyta, Magnoliopsida, Brassicales, Brassicaceae. The record is from the annotation of a GenBank genome assembly.
AUGGAGUCCACCGAGUCAUAUCCCCCGGAAGAGCUUACCAACAACAGAUCUCCCGAACCUUCCGAAUCUGAUUCUGUGGAGAAGCCAACGCACAUUAGGUUUCUUGUAUCGAAUGCGGCUGCAGGAUCCGUCAUUGGGAAAGGAGGCUCCACAAUCACUGAGUUUCAGGCUAAGUCCGGGGCAAGGAUCCAGCUCUCACGUAACCAAGAGUUUUUCCCUGGGACGACUGAUAGAAUUAUUAUGAUAUCUGGAUCGAGUAAAGAUGUUGUUACUGGACUUGAACUUAUUCUUGAUAAAUUGCAUAGUGAGCUUCAUGCUGAAGAUGGUAGUGAUGUUGAGCCUAGGAGAAGACUGAGACUUGUGGUUCCUAACAGUUCUUGUGGUGGUAUUAUUGGUAAAGGAGGUGCCACUAUUAAGUCGUUUAUUGAGGAAUCUAAAGCUGGUAUUAAGAUAUCUCCUCUGGAUAAUACCUACUAUGGGUUGAGUGAUAGGCUAGUUACAUUAUCUGGAACCUUCGAGGAGCAGAUGCGGGCUAUUGAUUUGAUUUUGGCUAAGCUUACUGAGGACGAUCAUUACUCCCAGAAUGUACAUUCCCCAUAUUCGUAUGCAGGUCUUUUCAACUCUGGUUUUCAUGGUCACGCAUAUGCGUAUGUGCUUCCUUCUGUAGCAACAGCGGGAUACAAUUCAGUGAACUACGCACCCAAUGGCGCUGGAGGCAAGUAUCAAAACCACAGGGAAGAAGCUAGUACAACGGUGACAAUCGGUGUGUCGGAUGAGCAUAUAGGAUUGGUCCUUGGCCGUGGAGGAAGAAACAUCAUGGAAAUCACUCAGAUGACCGGUGCCCGUAUAAAAAUAUCAGACCGAGGCGAUUUCAUGUCUGGAACCACUGAUAGGAAAGUGAGUAUCUCAGGGUCACAGAGAGCAAUCCAACAAGCUGAGACAAUGAUAAAACAGAAAGUUGAUUCAGCCUUAGAGAGAGCCACUGAAUAG